UUUUCCUGAGGCACUCCCAAAAGCAUGGCUGAGGUGAAUCCUUCGACUGGAGAUGCAGUCACCGAGCAAGACAUUGCAUCCAAUAGUCACUCAGUAAAGGCGGCAGUUUCGAAGGAAAAUGAACAAGUUGCGAACAAUUGCCAGGAGGACGGAACGUUAACAAAUACAGUACCAUAUUACAAGCUCUUCUCCUUUGCUGAUGCCCUGGAUUAUAUCCUAAUGUCUACUGGCACAAUCAGCGCUGUCGGACAUGGACUCUGUAUGCCCCUAAUGUCUGUAGUCAUGGGAGAUAUGAUUAAUUCCUUUGGAGAAACUAAGGAUAUUAAGGAAGUGGCUAAUGCAGUUUCCAAGGUGGCUCUGAAAUUUGUUUACUUGGCACUGGGGGCUGCUGCUGCUUCAUUUCUACAGAUGUCAUGCUGGAUGAUCACUGGAGAGAGACAAGCUGCACGAAUACGAAGUCUAUACUUGAAAACCAUCUUGAGGCAAGAUGUUGGCUAUUUUGAUAGAGAAAUCAACUCUGGAGAAAUUGUCGGGAGGAUGUCAGGUGAUACUAUGCUUAUUAAAGACGCUAUGGGCGAGAAGGCAGGGAGUUUCAUUGAGUUAGUUGCAACAUUCAUUGGGGGGUAUGGAAUAGCAUUUACCAAGGGAUGGCUUCUCACCCUUGUCAUGCUAUCCUCUAUUCCCCCUCUUGUCUUCACUACUGCUGUCCUGAACCACUUCAUAGUGAAAUUGGCAUCCAAUGGACAAGCUGCAUAUUCAGAAGGGGCAACUGUUGUAGAGGAAACAAUUGGUUCAAUCAGAACUGUUGCAUCAUUCACAGGGGAGAAGCAGGCUACAUCUAACUACAAUGCUUCCUUAACUAAAGCUUACAAGUCGGCUGUGCAAGAGGGUUGGACAGCUGGUUUGGGCUAUGGUGCGGUUAUGCUUAUGGUAUUCUUUAGUUACGCUUUAGCUGUAUGGUUUGGCGGCAUAAUGAUACUUGAAAAAGGAUAUAAAGGAGGAGAUGUCAUGAAUGUAAUUGUUGCAGUCUUGAUUGGCUCCGUGUCCCUUGGGAAAGCAUCUCCAUGCAUCAGUGCAUUUGCUCCUGGACAAGCUGCAGCUUAUAAGAUGUUUGAGACAAUUAAUAGAAAGCCAGAGAUAGAUGCAUAUGACACUAAUGGGAGGAUAUUAGACGAUAUUUGUGGAGACAUAGAACUGAGGAAUGUUGAUUUUAGUUAUCCCUCAAGACCAGAUGAGCAAAUACUGCGUGGAUUUUGUCUGUCAAUACCUAGUGGUGCAACUGCUGCUUUGGUGGGACAGAGUGGAAGUGGUAAAUCAACCAUAAUCAGUUUGAUUGAGAGGUUCUAUGAUCCACAGGCUGGUGAAGUUCUUAUUGAUGGUGUCAAUCUGAAAGAGUUCCAACUGAAAUGGAUCAGGCAAAAAAUUGGCCUUGUCAGCCAGGAACCAGUUCUGUUUACUGGUAGCAUUAGAGAUAAUAUUGCCUAUGGAAAGGAUGGAGCAACUAUUGAAGAAAUAAAGGCUGCUGCUGAGCUUGCCAAUGCUGCAAAGUUCAUAAAUUUACUGCCUCAGGGAAUAGACACAAUGGUUGGUGUGCAUGGAACUCAGCUAUCUGGUGGACAAAAGCAAAGAGUUGCUAUAGCUAGAGCAAUUUUGAAGAAUCCAAAAAUCCUACUUUUAGAUGAAGCAACAAGCGCUCUUGACACUAAAUCUGAGAAAGUUGUGCAGGAGGCAUUGGAUAGAGUAAUGAUUAAUCGUACUACUGUCAUAGUAGCCCACCGGUUGAGCACAGUGAGGAAUGCUGACACCAUUGCUGUAAUACAUCAAGGAAUGAUUGCUGAAAAAGGACCACAUUGGGAGUUAAUCAACAAUCCUCAGGGAGCAUAUAGCCAGCUGAUAAGGUUGCAAGAUACUCGCCCUGUGUCAGAACAUACUGGUCUAAAUGUUCAUGAUUCUUUAUCACCAUUCAUAACUGCGGAAUCAUCUCCAAGAAGAAAUAGUAGAUCUUCUCCAAGAAGAAAUAGCAGUCCUAUCUCAUUCUCAAUCUCAUUUGGUAUUCCUACUGCAAGCAGUAUGCUUGACACGGCACCUGUGGAACCUGAUAUUCCCGCUUCAGCACUAGCGAAAAGGCCGCCAAAAGUCUCACUUCGAAGACUGGCUUACCUGAACAAACCAGAGAUCCCAGUUCUAUUUCUAGGUACUAUAGCUGCAGCAGUUAAUGGGGUGAUAUUUCCAAUUUUUGGGAGUUUGAUGGGGAGUGUAAUCAAGACGUUCUUUCAGCCACCCCAUGAACUCCGUAAAGAGUCAAAGUUUUGGGCAGUAAUAUUUUUGGUUCUUGGAAUGGCAUCUUUGUUGGCUAGUCCAUCGAAAGCAUACCUUUUUGCUGUGGCAGGAUGUAGGCUGAUCAAAAGAAUCCGAGAAAAAUGCUUUGAGAAGGUAGUUUACAUGGAAGUAAGUUGGUUUGAUGAAGCUGAACACUCAAGUGGUGCAAUUGGUUCAAGGCUUUCUACAGAUGCAGCGUCUUUAAGAGGACUGGUUGGAGAUGCUCUAGGUUUGGUUGCUCAGAACAUGGCUACAGUAAUUGCUGGGAUGAUCCUUGCUUUUGUUGCAAAUUGGCAACUGGCUCUUGUAAUCCUUGUUUUGCUACCUUUAUUAGGACUUAAUGGAUAUUUACAAGUUCAGUUCAUGAAAGGAUUCAGUGAAGAUUCUAAGAAAAUGUAUGAAGAUGCAAGCCAAAUAGCCAAUGAUGCUAUUGGGAGUAUUCGGACAAUUGCUUCCUUUUGUGCUGAAGAGAAGGUGAUUGAGUUGUACCAGAAAAAAUGUGAAGGCCCUAUUAAGACAGGGAUAAGACUGGGGUUUGUUACUGGGAUAGGUUUUGGGACAUCAUUGUUUUUACUGUUCUCAGUCUAUGCCUUGAGCUUCUAUAUUGGAGGUCUACUUGUUGGGGCAGGCAAGACAACAUUCUCUGCUGUUUUCCAAGUUUUCUUUGCACUCACUAUGACUUCAGUUGGACUUGCUCAGUCAACCACCUUAGCACCAGAUGCAAGUAAAGGAAGGGCCUCUGCUGCCUCCAUAUUCGCAAUUCUUGACCGGAAAUCAAAAAUAGACUCCAGUGAUAACUCGGGGAUGAUUAUAGAACACUUGAAGGGAGAUAUUGAAUUUCACCAUGUCAACUUCAAAUAUCCCAGUAGACCUGAUGUACUAAUUUUCAACGAUCUUUGCUUGACUAUUAGUCAUGGGAAGACAAUUGCUCUGGUUGGUGAAAGUGGAAGUGGGAAGUCAACAGUGAUCUCAUUGAUUCAAAGAUUUUACGACCCUAAUUCAGGUCACAUCACUUUGGAUGGAAUCAAAAUCCAUAAACUACAGCUGAAGUGGUUGAGACAGAAAAUGGGGCUGGUGUGCCAGGAGCCACUGCUUUUUAAUGACACUAUCCGAGCCAACAUUGCGUAUGGAAAGGAUGGAGAGGCAAGUGAAGCUGAGAUUAUAGCUGCUGCAGAACUCGGAGAUGCACACCAGUUCAUUAGUAGUUUACAACAUGGUUAUGAUACAAUAGUAGGUGAGCGAGGGGUGCAAAUGUCUGGUGGACAAAAGCAAAGAAUAGCUAUUGCAAGAGCUAUUAUGAAGGCACCAAAGAUAUUACUCCUAGAUGAAGCCACAAGUGCUCUUGAUGCUGAAUCAGAACGCGUGGUUCAGGAUGCAUUGGACCGAGUUAUGGUGGACCGAACAGCAAUCGUGGUUGCUCACCGGUUAUCCACGAUCAAGGGUGCUGAUUUAAUUGCUGUGGUAAAAAAUGGAGUCAUUGCAGAGAAAGGAAAGCAUGAAAGAUUGAUCAAUAUCAGCAAUGGGAUCUAUGCUUCUUUGGUAGCAUUACAUUCAAGUGCCUAA
This is a messenger RNA of Argentina anserina (silverweed cinquefoil), 3882 nucleotides long. RefSeq names its product ABC transporter B family member 11-like. Gene Ontology annotation, cellular component: membrane. Gene Ontology annotation, biological process: transmembrane transport. The transcript is spliced from 12 exons. The record is from RefSeq and is a predicted model, not a curated record. Lineage: Eukaryota; Viridiplantae; Streptophyta; Magnoliopsida; Rosales; Rosaceae. Gene Ontology annotation, molecular function: ATP hydrolysis activity; ATP binding; ABC-type oligopeptide transporter activity. Bases 25 to 3882 code for a protein of 1285 amino acids.